AUGAGGAGAACGGCAAGCGCCAAGCUUUAUCGGAUUGAUGAUGAUAUUGAUGAUGACGAUGAUGACGAUGAUGAUGAUGAUGAUGAUGAUGAUGAUGAUGAUGACGACGAUGAUGAUGAUGAUGAUGAUGACGACGAAGAUGAUAAAUUAUUCUCACUUGUCAAUUCUCAUUCAGUUUUUAUUUUCUCCUCCGUAUUUUUUCAUUCAAUUUUUUUGUUUUCCCUAUAUCUAUUCUUUCCCUUCCAAUCUUUUAAUUCUUUCUUUAUUUCUUUCUUUCCUUCUUUUCUAAUUAUCUUCGUUUUCUUCUUUUUUUCUUAUUGUCAAUCUUCUUUCACGUUCAUCUAUUCCUGUUUUCUUUCAUUCUUUCUUUCUUUGGUUCUUUCGUUCCUUCAUUUUUUUCUUUCUUUCUUUAUUACUAUCUUUUGUUCUUUCUUUUUUCGUUUUUUUUCAUUUUUCGUUUUUUUCUUUCUUUCUUUCGUUCUUUUUCGUUUCUUCUUUCUUUCUUUCAUUCUUUCGUUCUUUCUUUCUUUCGUUCAUUAUUUCUGUCUAUCUGUCGUUCUUUCUUUUUUUCUUUCUUUCUUUCUUUCGUUCAUUAUUUAUGUCUGUCUUUUGUUCUUUCUUUUUUUUCGUUUUUCUUUCUUUUUUCGUUUUUUCUUUCUUUCGUUCUUUUUUCUUAUCCGUUUUUCUUUCUUUCUUUCAUCCUUUCGUUCUUUUUUUCUUUCUUUCUUUCUUUCGUUCAUUCUUUCUGUCAGUCUUUCGUUCUUUCUUUUAUCGUUUUAUAUUUCUUUCUUUCUAUCUUUUUUCUUUCUUCCUUUCGUUCCCUCGCUCGUUCGUUCUUUCUUCCUUUAUUCUUUCUUUCUUUCUCCUUUCCUUAUUCAACCCUCACGUUCUUCCUUAGACUUUCAUUCGUCAUUUGUGUUUUUCCGUUUGAAUUACCCAUCAGAGUUCAUUGUAAUUAAUCACAGUUUACAAAUCACUAAGAGUGGGUUCAAUUCACUCUAA
This is a messenger RNA of Acanthosepion pharaonis, 1002 nucleotides long. Lineage: Eukaryota; Metazoa; Mollusca; Cephalopoda; Sepiida; Sepiidae. The record is from the annotation of a GenBank genome assembly.